GCAGACGGUGUCUGGGUGUCCUCCGAUGGAUGGAGAUCAGCGGCCGCUUCCGCUAUUACUUCCAGCACCCCUGGUCUCGUCUGCUCGUGGCUUACCUGGUCACCUUCUUCAACUUCCUGAUCUUCGCCGAGGACCCGGUGUCUCACAGCCAGACGGAAGCGCACAUGACCGUGGUGGGAAACUGCUUCUCGUUCGUGGUCAGUAAAUAUCCCGGAGGAGGAUGGAACGUCCUCAAGGUCCUGAUGUGGAUCCUCGCCAUCAUCACGGGCCUCAUCGCCGGCAAGUUCCUGUUCCAUCGACGCUUGUUCGGUCGUGUCCUGCGUCUGAAGAUGUUUCGUGAGGACCACGGCUCUUGGAUGACUAUGUUUUUCAGCACGAUUCUCUCACUCUUCAUCUUCUCUCACAUCUAUAACCUCAUUCUGCUCGUGAGUGGACGGAUGCGAAUACACAUCAGAUUAACACUAGAAACAGAUCUGUCGUGUCUCGAGACGUUUAUGGACAGCAUCUGUUCUUCAGUGGAUGACCAUGUGAUGAGAUUUGGAG
Sinocyclocheilus rhinocerous is the source of this 543-nucleotide messenger RNA. RefSeq names its product transmembrane protein 117-like. Lineage: Eukaryota; Metazoa; Chordata; Actinopteri; Cypriniformes; Cyprinidae. Gene Ontology annotation, biological process: intrinsic apoptotic signaling pathway in response to endoplasmic reticulum stress. The annotation marks the transcript as partial. The record is from RefSeq and is a predicted model, not a curated record. The transcript has 4 exons.